CUUUAGUUAUCCACUUGCUAGCUUUUAAAAAUUAUUUCUAAUAUAUUCUUGGAAAUUUCUUUGGGUUUUCUAUUGGCUCUUUUCUUUCCUAUCGUUUACCUUAAAAAAAAAGAUUUAUUUAUUUGUUUGAAGGGCAGGGGGACAGAGAAGAACAGAGAUGGGGAGAGAGAGAGGGUUCUUUUCCAUCUGCUGGUUCAUUCCCCAGAUACCUACAACAGCUAGACAGGAACCAGGAACUCUAGCUUGUCUCCCAUGUCGAUUGGCAGGGGUCCAAGUCCUUGAGACUUCUGCUUUUCUAGGUGCAAUACAGAAGUGGAGCAGUUAGGACUCUAGCUGGCACUGUGAUGCGGGAUGCUGGUGGCAGGAAUGGCAAUGCCCUUCCCUCAGUUCCCUUUAUUGGCUGUGUUGUCUGAUUUUGGUGUGGUUACACUGACUUUACACAGAGUGUACUUCCUCUUUUUCUGUUCCCUAGGAAAGUUUGCACUGGAAUGAUAAGUGUUUUGGAUGGAACUUAGUGACCUGUCAGAUAAUUUUCUUCUUGCUAAAUUUAGUGAUAAAUGGCAGUUAAAAGUAAUGGACUAACAGUUUUUCUAUUUUUUCUAGUCAGUUUUGGGGAUUUAUCCUUUCAUCACAAAAUUUUAACCUUAUUGGCAUCCAGUUCAUGGUAUUGUUUUAGUUACCUUUAUUUUUUUUUAAUAUUUAUUUAUUUAUUUAUUUGAAAGGCAGAUUUACAGAGAGACAGAGGCAGAUACAAAGGGAGGUCUUCCAUCUGCUGGUUCACUCCCCAGAUGGCCAAAAUGGCUGGAGCUAGGCUGAACUUAAGCCAGGAGCCAGGAGUUUCUUGAGGGUCUCCCAUGUGGGUUCAGGGGCCCAAGCACUUGAGCCGUCUUCCACUGCUUUCCCAGGCCAUUAGCAGGGAGCCAUUUUGGAAGUAGAGCAGCUGGGACUUGAACCUGCAGUCCCAUGGGAUGCUGGUGCUGCAGGCGGCUUAACUGGCUGUCUCACAACGCUGGGCCCCAGUACUCACUAUUAUGAAAGCCUGCUGCCAGUUUUGUUCAUACUUUUUUUUCUUUUUAAAGAUUAUUUAUUUGAAAGGAAGAGUUACAGAGAGGCAGAGGCAGAGAGAGAGGUCUUGGAUCCGCUGGUUUGCUCCCCAGAUGGCCACAAUGGGGUGGCAGGGCAGUCAGUAGUUGGACCAUUAUCUGCUGCCUUCCUGGUGCAUUAGCAGGGAGCUGGAUCAGAAGCAGAGGCAGAGGAUGGACUGUAUCGCAGGAACUCUGAAAUAGGCUGCUGGCGUCCCAAGUGGCAGCUUAGCCCCCUGCACCACAACACCCUCCUCUGUUCAUGUUUUCUUAAAGAAAAUACUUUUUUCUUUAAGCUACAUUGGAUUUUCUAUCUUUGGUGUUCUAGCAUUACAUUCCUAAGUCUGGUUGGAGAUUACUUUUUAUCUAUACUAUUUUGAGUAUUUGUGUUUCCUAAUUUUGAAUUUUCUUUUGUAAGAUCUAGAAGAUUUUGAGCUCUGAAUUAUUUAAAUAUUUCUCUUUUCAUUUAUAUAUUCUCUCUGGAGCUUUAACUGGACUGGUUAUAUAUAUAUACACACACAUAUAUAAUAAAUAAAUAAAUAAAUAAUUUCCAGGUCACAUACCAUCCUUCACAUUUUUCAUUUCCUGUCUCCUCACUGGAAUUUAUAGUGCUGAGUAGUCUCAUCAGGUAUUACCUUACUGCUUACCAAUUUUCUCUUCAGCUGUGCCUAAUCUUCCCUUUAGCCCAUUUUUUUUACUUGUAACAAAUAUGUUUUUCAUUUUUGAAAGUUCCACUUGGUUCUUUUUCAUAUAUACCCAGACAUUCUUCAUUGCCUCAUGUUGCUUGCUCAUUUUUGAGACUUAUAACUAUUCUGAAGACUCUGAGGCGCUCUCUAUGUCUGGUAUCCCUAGGAAGUCUUAAAAUUUAUUACUUUUGAUACUUUUUGUUGUUGUUGUCUCUUCUUCAUGGUGACUUGUUACCUCUUGUGCUUGGUCAUCAUUCAUUAUGAAUUGCUAUUUGGUUGAUUUUUGUGAGAAUCUUGAGACUCUAGGGUGGGGGUGCUUUUCUUUCUAAAGCAUUUGUAUCGACUUUGGCUGCCAUUCAGAGGAGUUUAAAUUAGUUCCCACAUUGGCUUCUGGCUCAGUGUCCUGAUUGCGCUUCUGCUUUUGGCACAAUUGCUUGUAGCUCUGGACUGCCCGGUUUAAUUCCUAGCUGAUGUUUAUUGCUUUUGGAGGCAGAGGGUGGCCUUAAGUGUUCCUGUAUUUUUUGUGAGCUCAGCAAAACAUCAAAAGUAUUUUUUUAAUUAGGGUCCAGGUUUUUUGUGGUAGUAGUGUCCCCAGAAUAUCCAAUUCGCUGUAACUAAUGUGGUUGUAAGUCCUUUAUUUUGAUAUUUAAUUUUGGCAAUGUAGUAAUUCUAGUUUGUGUUAGAAAAAAUUCUCUUGUAUUCAACAUAGGAUUUCUUGAUGACAGAUUUUUUUUGUUGUUGUUGAAACAAGUCUAUGCCUAAGUUAAAAGUUAUUUGAAAGGAAAAUAUUAACAGCACAGGUGUCAAAUAAGUACAUCAGAGUUAGACUCUAGAUGACCUAACAGUGUAAAAACUGCUGUUGGAGACAUGAGCAGGGUGCUCCAGGCUUCUAGAGAAGAGGUGCAAAAAUAAACGUCACAGCUGGAAAGUCAGGAAAUGCUUCCAGGAAUUGAGUAUUAAGGACUGGUUGGUAGUAGGUGGCUUUGGAGUAAGGUUUGUUUAGGAGUGACAGGCAGUUGGGAAUGACUGGCUUCUUGGUUGUGUGUCAUGGAAUGACUAGAGAUGAAAAGAAGGAAAUGGAUUCAUAAGAGGCCUUCUGUGCUCAUAGUACGGAGGUUGAACUUCAUUCGAGGAUGAAGGGGAGUUGUUGAAUCAUUUAAGCAGCUAAUUUACUGAGUAAGAUGAUCCAAGUUCUAGAGGAUGCCAAGAUUAAAGGCCACCAGUUAGACUGCUUGUGCAGUUAGUUCAGAGGAGAAUCGAUGAAGGUAGGAUGCAGGAGUGGCACAGGGCGCGAACAGGUGUGUGUGCCAGUUCUAGAUCUCCCGGGGAAGUAGGAAUGACAGGACUUAGCGGCCAGUUGGUUGCAAAUGUUGGGGGAGACAGAAGAGCCUAGGUGACUCCUCUGGUUUGGGUAGCCAGGAGGCAUAUAGAUCAAUGAACCAUUAAACCACAUACAGAAAGAGGAAAGAACUUGGCUUCAUUUGUUUUUGAGGAAAAAGAUGUUUGUUUCUGAACUUACUGAACUUGAGGGGCUUGUGGGUCAUCUUGGUUAAGAUUCAGCGGCAGUUGAUGGGAGAGGGUUUACAAGCCAAGAGGUGCAAGCCAAGAAGAGCUUCGGGAGUCUGCAACGCCUGGAAGCCCAGAAGCCGAUGUUCCUACAGCGUAGUAUGAGAUCAUUGGAGUGGUACAUAGAUAAACAAUGGAAGUUUUUCAUAGCUAGCAGUUUAAUUUGUAUGAAAACUGUAACCUGUGCAACAAACCUGUAAUAUUGUGGACAUGAUCACUUAGGCCAAGUGUGCUCACUUAAAGGGAAAUAUUAAGUAAAAACACAUGUGAUAUGUGGGCAAUGGCAAAAUCUCCGUGGAGCUGUGCAAACAAUGAAGGCUCAGAAAGUGCUGCUGUAAGCCAUGGGUUGGUGUAUAUGGUCACCCAAGGAGAGAGUAAGAGUGGGAAGAAAAGAGAGUUGAUGUAUGGGUGGCGGGGAAUGGAGAAGAGGAGGCCGUGAAGGAGACUGAGGAAGAGCAGCCAGACGAAUAGGAGGAGAACCAGGAGAAGAUGGUCUUUGGAGUCCAGAUGAAGAGUUCUGAGGAGGAGGAAGUGGUCCACAGCGGCAAGACCGUGCACCAUGGACGAUUUUGCAGAGGGAGAUUUUGCUGUAGGGGAGUAUGCCUUGUUAGGAGACUGCCCUUGUGAGGAUGAUACCCAAGAAUUGAUGACUGACGAGUAUGUUCGUGUGACUCAGCUUUACUGUGAUGGGGUGGGAAAGCAAUAUAAAGAUUAUGCCCAAAGUGAAAGAAAUUUAGAAUUUGACAUCUGUAAUAUAUGGUGUAGUAAACCCCUUUCUGUCCUACAAGACUACUGUGAUGCCAUUAAAGUAUACCUCUUCUGGCCACUUCUGUUUCAACAUCCACACAGUUCUGUUUUAUCACGAUUGCAUCCCUGUAUGGAGAACACCAAUUCUUGUGCUUCUGAGAUAAGUUUGAAGAAAUUACAGCAUCUUGAGCUGAUGGAAGAUAUUGUGGAUUUGGCAAAAAAAGUUGCGAAUGAUCCGUUCCUUAUUGAAGGCUUAUUGAGAAUUGGUUAUAAAAUAGAAAAUAAAAUCUUGGCAAUGGAAGAAGCUAUAAAUUGGAUAAAAUAUACAGGCGAUGUAACAAUUCUACCUAAAUUAGGAUCCAUUGACAAUUGUUGGCCUAUGUUAAGUGUUUUCUUUACUGAAUACAAAUAUCACAUAACUAAAGUUGUAACAGAAAACUGCAAUUUGCUUGAAGAAUUUAAAACCCGAAAUUGUGCGGACUGCAUAGAGCAAGGAGAACUAAUGAAACUGAGAGGAAAUGAAGAGUUUUCCAAGGGACGAUUUGAUAUAGCUAUUAUCUAUUACACCAGAGCCAUUGAAUAUAGACCUGAAAACCAUCUUCUGUAUGGUAACCGAGCUCUUUGUUUUCUUCGUACUGGACAGUUUAGAAAUGCACUUGGUGAUGGAAAGAGAGCCAUUAUUCUGAAGAACAACUGGCCUAAGGGUCAUUAUCGUUAUUGUGAUGCUCUUUCUAUGCUGGGGGAAUAUGACUGGGCCCUGCAAGCAAACAUAAAAGCUCAAAAACUCUGUAAAAAUGACCCUGAGGGAAUCAAGGAACUAAUUCAGCAGCAUGUAAAGUUACAAAAACAAAUAGAAGACCUACAAGGUCGAACACCAACUAAGAAUCCACUUAAAACCUUUUAUGAAAGCAGGGCCUAUAAUCCUAAGACUUUAUCAGCACCUGCAUUUAGUACUUCACUUAAUUUUGUGGAGACAGAAAGAGAUUUCAGAAAAACUGACCGCAAAAUGGCAAACAGUGGUAAUCAGAAUAUAAAGGCGGUAGAUGAGGCUUUGAAGGUGGAUGAUUGUGACUGUCACCCUGAAUUUUCUCCUCCACCAAGUCAGCCUCCAAAACAUAAAGGAAAGCAAAAACCUCGAAAUAACGAACCAGAGAAGCCCAGUUCUAGUUCACAGUUGACGUUACCAGUAGAUUUGAAAAACAUCUUAGAGAAACAAUUCUCUAAAUCUUCCAGAGCUGCACACCAGGAUUUUGCUAAUAUAAUGAAAAUGCUGAGAAGCUUGAUUCAGGAUGGCUACACGGCCUUGUUGGAGCAGCGCUGCCGCAGUGCUGCACAAGCCUUCACGGAGCUGCUGAACGGCUUAGACCCCCAGAAGAUAAAGCAAUUGAAUCUGGCCAUGAUUAACUAUGUCUUAGUAGUCUAUGGACUUGCCAUUUCUCUCCUUGGAAUAGGACAGCCUGAGGAAUUAUCUGAAGCUGAAAACCAGUUUAAGAGGAUUAUCGAACACUAUCCCAAUGAGGGACUCGAUUGCCUGGCCUACUGCGGAAUUGGAAAAGUGUAUUUGAAAAAAAACAGAUUCCUAGAAGCCCUGAAUCACUUUGAGAAAGCAAAAACCUUGAUUUGUCGUCUUCCUGGAGUGUUGACCUGGCCCACGAGUAAUGUAGUUAUUGAAGAGUCUCAGCCAGAGAAAGUAAAGAUGCUGAUAGAGAAAUUUGUUGAAGAAUGCAGGUUCCCUCCAGUGCCUGAUGCCAUUUGUUGCUAUCAGAAGUGCCGUGGAUAUUCCAAAAUCCAGAUAUACAUAACUGAUCCUGACUUUAAGGGUUUUAUACGAAUCAGCUGUUGCCAGUACUGUAAAAUAGAAUUUCACAUGAACUGCUGGAAGAAGUUGAAAACAACAACAUUUAAUGAUAAAAUUGACAAGGACUUUCUACAAGGAAUUUGUCUUACCCCUGACUGUGAAGGUAUCAUUUCUAAGAUUAUCAUCUUCAGCAGUGGCGGUCAAGUUAAAUGUGAAUUUGAACACAAGGUCGUAAAAGAAAAGGUUCCUCCAAGACCUAUUCUGAAACAGAAAUGUUCUAGCCUAGAGAAGCUAAGACUGAAAGAAGAUAAAAAAGUGAAGAGGAAGAUCCAAAAACAAGAAGCAAAAAAAUUAGCGCAAGAAAGAAUGGAAGAGGACUUAAGAGAAAGUAAUCAACCCAGAAAUGAAGAGCCAAAAGAAACUGUAGACAGUGUUCAGAAUUGUCAGUUCCUUGAUGACAGAAUUCUUCAGUGCAUAAAGCAGUACGCAGACAAGAUUAAAUCUGGGAUUUUGAAUACAUCUAAGCUUCUCAAAGAACUGCUUUCUUGGAAAGUUCUGAGCACAGAAGACUAUACAACCUGUUUUUCCAGCAAAAAUUUUCUAAAUGAAGCGGUGGACUAUGUCAUUCGUCAUUUGAUUCAAGAAAAGAAUAGAGUAAAGACAAGGAUAUUUCUGCAUGUUUUGAGUGAGCUGAAAGAAGUGGAGCCCAAAUUAGCUGCCUGGAUCCAGAAGCUUAAUGGCUUUGGCUUAGACGCCACAGGACCUUUCCUUUCUCGUCACCGCGCAUCUCUUAAGGAGCUUGAUUUUAGCAUCAUGACCUUUCUGUGGAGUGAGAAAUAUGGUCAUAAGCUGAAGUCUAUAGAGGGAAAGCAACUGGAUUACUUCUGCGAGCCCUCAGCAUUGAAGGAAGCACGUUGUUUAAUAUGGCUGCUCGAAGAACACAGAGACAAGUUCCCAGCCCUGCACAGUGCUUUAGAUGAAUUCUUUGACAUAAUGGACAGUCGCUGUACUGUGCUACGGAAACAAGACAGUGGGGAAGCACCAUUAAGUUCUACUAAGGUGAAAAACAAAGGCAAGAAAAAAAAGCCAAAAGAUUCAAAGCCUAUGUUAGUGGGCUCUGGAACAGCUUCAGUCACAGCGAACGAUGAGACUGUCACUCCAGGGGAAGACCAUAACAGACGCAAUUCAGACUCUGCAGGCCCAUUUGCAGUGCCUGACCAUCUUCGGCAAGACGUGGAGGAAUUUGAAGCUCUCUAUGACCAACACAGUAACGAGUAUGUUGUUCGCAACAAGAAGCUGUGGGACAUUAACCCAAAACAAAAGUGCUCAACUCUUUAUGACUACUUCUCUCAGUUGUUGGAGGAACAUGGUCCCUUAGACAUGAGCAACAAGAUGUUCUCUGAAGAAUAUGAAUUUUUCCCAGAAGAAACUCGACAGAUACUAGAAAAAGCAGGAGGUUUAAAAUCUUUUCUGCUGGGAUGUCCUCGUUUUGUUGUAAUUGACAACUGUAUUGCAUUGAAGAAAGUUGCAUUACGACUCAAGAAAAAAAGAAAGAAGAAAAACAUUAAAGCAAAAGUGGAAGAAAUUUCAAAAACAGGAGAAUAUUUGCGAGUUAAACUACCACUGAAUCCAGCUGCUAGAGAAUUUAAACCAGAUGUGAAGUCCAAAACAGUGUCUGACUUCCCUUCAGCCCCAGCUCCUGAGCGUGUGAAGCCCAGGCCCAGAUCUGCUGAUUCUCCCAAACCAGGCUGUGAAGAUGCGAAGCCCAAGUUGGUCUCUGAGCAUUCUUCCCGGCCAGUUCCUGAAGACGGGAACCCUAAGGGGUCUUCCUCUAGUUCUCCCAAACCUGUCUCUGAGGAUACAAGUCACAAGCGAGCCUCCUCACAUUGUCCCAAACCAGUUCCUGAAGAUGUGAAAGCAACCUACUGGACACAGUCCCAUUUGGUCACAGGAUACUGUACCUAUCUUCCCUUGCAGGGAUUUGACAUCACCCAGACACCGCCAGCAUACAUCAAUGUGUUACCAAGCUUGACCCAGUACACUGCCAUCUACACACCUUUGGCCAGUAUUUCCUCUGAAUAUCAGCUGCAAAGAUCAAUACCCGUGGUGCCAUCUUUUGUCGCCAGUGACACAGCAGAUAAAAAUGCUGCUAUGUGUUUUGAGGGUCAUCCUCUGAAUACUGAGCAAGCCUCUGGGGACCAGAUGGCCCUCCAAACACGAGUCCGUGAACAGCCUUUGGGAAUACCCGUGAAGUCGCAGUGCAGCACAGAUGGUGCUGAUCUGUCCCCGAGCGAGUCUAACAGAAAUGCCGGGCACGCUGGGAGUCCUAAGAAGUGUGAAGUAAAUCCAGAAAGUAUCGGUGCAGUAACAGAUGCCCCACAGACGCAGAUGGCUGCCACACAGGUGUCUUCAACCAUAAUGCACCAAGAAGUCAACACUGAGCCGGAAGAUCCUCUUAAGACACCACAAGGGGAUAUUUCACGGAUUGAAAAGGAGUACCAAGGAUUACAAGAGCAGCUUAAGGAAGCAUAUGAAAAUUAUGAGCAGAUAAAACUCAAGGGCUCAGAAGAGACCAGGGACCUGGAAGAAAAGUUGAAAAGGAAUUUAGAAGAAAACAAGAUCUCAAAGACAGAAUUAGAUUGGUUCCUUCAAGAUUUGGAAAGAGAAAUUAAAAAAUGGCAACAAGAGAAAAAAGAAAUCCAAGAAAGACUAAAAGCACUGAAGAAGAAAAUCAAAAAAGUUUGCAAUGCGAGUGAGAUGUCUACCCAGAAAAAUGAUGGAAUGGAACAGGAACGUGAAUUACGUGUGGAUCAAUCUGUUGAAAUCAGUGAUACAUUUACAGACGAGAGGAAGAAGCUGGAAGAGUGUGUGAAGACAGGGAAGGAGCGUUACGAGGAGAGCCGCCGAAGAGCCGUGGCUGCAGAGGUCUCCGUGCUCGAGAACUGGAAGGAGCGUGAAGUGUACAAGCUGCAGGCCCUGGGAAGCCGGGCAGAAGCCUGCCUGAAGAAGCUGGAGCAGGCACGCAGUGACUCUGCAGCAUGUCCUGACAUAGAGUGUGAUAUACGUUCAUGGAAAUCAUUCCUUUCUAAUGUUGCAGAAGAAAUUGAGAAAGUAAAGUCUCAGUUUGAAGAACAAAUUAAGGCGGUUAAAAAUGGUGCUCGGCUCAGUGAGCUCUCUGCAGUGCAGACUUCCCAGCUCUCGUUUCCUGCCUGUGGCACGAUUCAUCCUAAGUUACCUCCGCAGUCUUCAGGCCCCGGGGACGGGGGGUCUGUGGUUUCUGCAGGCAGCAGCCAGGGAAACCGAACCACGGUGCAUGAGGAUUCGAGCCUGCUCUCUGCCCACGCUUGCCCAGUGGAGGCUCCUUCUGCCCCAGGGAAAUCAUCCUGUGGCCAGCCCGAGGCCACUCAGCUGCCAGAGUCUAAGGGGGCCAGCCGAGCGCCUGCAGAACAAAGCCCCGAGGCUGGUGAGAAACCGCCUGCCGCUCCGGGACAUGCUCCUCAUUCAAGCAAGUCUCCAAAGAAUGCCUUCAGUAGUGUCAUCGAGCACCUGUGGGUGGUGUUCCCGUGCUACAGCAGCACUGAACUUGCUGGGUUCAUUAAAAAAGUGCGGAACAAAAACAAGAACUCACUGUCAGGAUUGAGUGUCGAUGAGAUUGUCCAAAGAGUGACAGAACACAUUCUUGAUGAACAGAAAAAGAAAAAGCCGAAUCCAGGGAAGGACAAGAGGACAUCUGAGGCCAGCUCCGCUGCUUCUCUGACCAGGUCCGCCCAGGGCCCCGCCUCCGCGGCAGUUGGACCAUCAUCACCCAGAGCCACGGAUCGGAAGACAGAUGAUGUCCCCGUGAGUGCUGCAUCCAGUGCAAGUUCCUGUGAAAUAUGCCACGAGGUGUUCCAGUCCAAAAAUGUGCGUGUGCUGAAGUGUGGACACAAGCUUCACAAGGGGUGCUUUAAGCAGUGGCUGAAAGGGCAGAACGGCUGCCCUGGCUGCCCCGCCUGCCCCAGCUGCGACCUCCAGGCAGAGGAGUAGCCGCCCCUCGUGGAAGAGGCCAGCCCAGUGGAAGUCGGGAACCCCUCCGUCCUGCCAGGUGUUCACACUUCUCUGAAGCCUAAUCCACAGCAUCUGAAUGUGAAAUGGAUGACCUUCGGUUUAAAAGAGCAACAUUUGAAGAUUCUUACAUUGUGCCCCAGUGUAUUGCGUAAUUUUCCCCACUCUGAGUAAACAUUUUGGUGAUAGCCAAGUAGUGGCUGAGAAAAUGACGUGCCCCAGUCCCGCACUGGUGAGGCCGCUGCCGAGGCCCUGGGGUGGCGCCUGGGCUGGACAGGAACCAGACGACUCUUGACCUGCUCAGGUGCCCCUUUUUAGGAAAAUCUCUCUAGCAGCUCCGCAAGAGAGAUGAUACUGACCUUUUCAGAUUUUUGUAAGAUUCAAUACUCCUGAAAAUACUCACAUUUUCUUCAGAUUCUAGAAGUGGGCUAAAGCAAACCACAUUUUAAUAAUAUAUAAUUAAUGUAAAAGUAUUGGCUGUUGUUGACCUAAAGAUUAAAAUUUCCUCUUCGUGAAAUACCAUGUGCUUUUGAUUUUUCAUUUCAUUAUUUUAUUUUCUUUGCAUAACCUUUAAAAUUUUACUUUUAGAAUUUUUGCAUACAUUUAAAUGUUUUUCACCUUUUAAAGGUGAAUUCUGAUUUUUGAAAACUAGUUACAAAUAACUUUUUAUUUAUUAUUAUUAUCAACCAAGACUUUUUUUACCCCUAAAAUUGAGGCUGGCAGUUCGCCAUUCCAGCCCACGUUUGGAACUUAUCUUUGAGCACUCCACUGUUCUCGGUGGUGGCGUUUGUCCUGUCUUAGGCCGUCAGCAGGCGCUUGGUACGUGCGUGCAGCGCAGGGCUGAGCACAGGCGCUGUGCAGUCAUCAGCAUCCCCCUCCCGUACCCCAUCACCAAAAGAGAAACUCGCGUCGUCAGACCACCCUGGGCGUCUGUGUUACCGCUGCUUGUGUCUGACAUCCGCGUAAAGUGAAUGCAUGCAGUCUUGUGCUGUGGCCUGAGAACAAAUCUGUCACUGCGUUAGAAAAUAUUUAAGCAGUAGCUGUCUUCUAGUGACCUGUUGACAGUGCUGAGUAGGAAACAUGCGUCCUGGACACAUUCCAUCACUCUCAAACACGAAGGAUCAGAGACUUGGGUUCUUUGUUCGACCGGAAACCCCAAGGCACACACGGACGAGCUGAUCUGGUCACUUGCCUCUCUUCCGUCAAUGUGAGUUCUGAUGUCUUAGUGACUUAGUCCGUAGAAGUCCUUAUUUGGAAAACAUUCUGUUUGGUGGUCCCUAAAACACUGUGUGCAUAUCUGUCAUAGCUGAGAGCUGUGGAUACUAAAAUACAGCGGGGCCAAUUUGUAGCAACAGGUAGGAGGGAGAAGAGCAGCUCUCGAGUGAGAAAAUGUGUUUUGUCCCCAACUCCACUUCCUUGUGACCAUGCCUUACAUCUGUCCAGUAGCUUCCAGAAUAAAGAGCAUUCUAAAAUAGUA
Oryctolagus cuniculus (rabbit) is the source of this 11400-nucleotide messenger RNA. It is a transcript of the gene TTC3, whose product is annotated as tetratricopeptide repeat domain 3. NCBI's taxonomy places the organism in Eukaryota, Metazoa, Chordata, Mammalia, Lagomorpha, Leporidae. Gene Ontology annotation, molecular function: protein binding; ubiquitin-protein transferase activity. Gene Ontology annotation, biological process: ubiquitin-dependent protein catabolic process. The record is from RefSeq and is a predicted model, not a curated record.